AUGGCGAUCAAGAAGGAGGGGAUCAGCGACUACGAAGCCGCACGACAGGAGAAAAUCGCAAAGAACCAGGCACUGCUACAACAACUUCAACUCGACGCCGCGCAGACUGGCAUCGCGCCCAAAUCGAAACCCAAAGGUUCGUCUACCAACACCGCUGCUGGACAGAAGCGCAAGAAGACCGUAGAGAAGAAGAUCAAGGAGGAGGCCAAUGCGCCGCGACGCACAUCAGCUCGCCUCCAAGGCAUAGUCGCGGACUCUGAGGUUGCCCGGGAGAAGGAAGAGAAAGAUGCUGAAAUAAUCCGGGAGGAGCAAAGGAUUAAGCGGCAACGGGUGAGCGAGGACAUCAAUCUCGUUGAUGCCGUGGUCAACGGCAAGACAUGGAACCGAAGUGGGAACUGGCUGUCUGCAGUUGGACCUGCACAGCCAGGCGAGCGGACUUUCACCGCGCAGGACAUCAAAGAAACGAGCAACGAUGAGCUGAAGCAGUUGAGGGAGCGUAUGAGCGGGCUCGAGUUGUGGGAAGGGGCAGAGCCGAACAGAAUCAAGAUCACGCCCGAGCGGAUAUACUCUCUAGGUUUCCACCCAACAGAAGAAAAGGUCUUGGUGUUCGCUGGCGACAAGCUAGGCAACUUGGGCUUGUUUGAUGCAAGCCAGAAGAUCAAAGCUGAGCCCGCCGACGAAGAUGAGGAAGGUGGCGAAGAGGAGGGAGAUGAGAUGCAGCCCGCAAUAUCAACGUUCAAGAUCCACACCAGGACGAUCUCUGCUUUCCAGUUCUCGCCCAAUGACCCUAACGCCCUUCUCUCAGCAUCCUACGACUCCUCCAUCCGCAAGCUGGAUCUUCAGAAAGGUACUGCUAUCGAAAUUUACGCUCCCGCCGACACAGGCGCCGACGAACCCAUUUCCGGUGUCGAACUCUCCCGCAAUGAUCCCAACCUCCUCCACUUCAGCACACUUUCCGGCUCAUUCGGCAUGCACGACCUACGCACUCCAUCAACGGAAACCGUCGAACUGUUCCAACUCUCCGAGAAGAAGAUCGGCGGCUUCUCUCUCCACCCAGCGUCGCCUCACCUCCUCGCCACCGCCUCUCUAGACCGGACGCUCAAACUCUGGGACCUCCGCAAGAUCACCGGCAAGAGCGCGAACCGUCACCCAACGCUUCUAGCUGAGCACGAAAGCCGGCUAUCGGUCUCCCACGCCGCCUUCAACUCUGCCGGACAGAUCGCCACAGCGUCGUACGACGACACAGUCAAGAUCCACAACAUGCCUUCCAACCCUACGACUUCGAUGGAUCUGGAGCCGACGACCAGGAUACCGCAUAACAACCAGACUGGACGAUGGGUCACUAUCCUGCGAGCGCAAUGGCAGUUACAGCCACAAGAUGGGAUUCAGAAACUCGCGAUUGGGAAUAUGAAUAGAUUCGUCGAUAUCUAUACCGGGUCUGGGAAACAAGUGGCGCAACUGGGUGGGGACAACAUUACGGCAGUGCCUUCGGUGGCGAUGUUGCAUCCGACUAAGGAGUGGGUAGGGGCGGGGACGGCGAGUGGGAAGUUGUGUCUUUGGAUGUGA
Messenger RNA from Saxophila tyrrhenica, 1566 nucleotides. RefSeq lists its product as uncharacterized. Gene Ontology annotation, cellular component: nucleus. The record is from RefSeq and is a predicted model, not a curated record. The transcript has a single exon. Lineage: Eukaryota; Fungi; Ascomycota; Dothideomycetes; Mycosphaerellales; Extremaceae. Gene Ontology annotation, biological process: regulation of DNA damage checkpoint. The coding region runs from base 1 to 1566 and encodes 521 amino acids. Gene Ontology annotation, molecular function: DNA binding; protein binding.